This is a messenger RNA of Diprion similis, 1222 nucleotides long. RefSeq names its product 27 kDa glycoprotein-like. The coding region runs from base 174 to 1055 and encodes 293 amino acids. Lineage: Eukaryota; Metazoa; Arthropoda; Insecta; Hymenoptera; Diprionidae. The transcript is spliced from 5 exons. The record is from RefSeq and is a predicted model, not a curated record.
ACUCAAUUCUUGCGCGCUUUAGUUCGUGCGAGGUUCACCAGCUCGUUUGAACAUCCCUUUAAGUAUUUUUAACUAUUUUUUCGCAGUCACGUGAUCUGAAACUUGUUGCGCAGUGUGUCUGAUUUUCAUUUAUUUCCUCUCUGUUUGUCACCGGCUCUUGGGCUACCGCCAGCAUGAGAAUCCACAAGAUUUUCAUGCCCCUUCUAAUCGGCAUUGGAAUCUUGGGCUUCACCGAUGCUCGACUUGAAUCUUUCUUGGCCAAUUCUGUCGAGCGAAGUCUCUUCGCAGAGUCCGUCAUGAUGAACGAAAAUGAUGACGCCACCGAAGAAACACAGACGAAAGAAGCCAUCAUGAAACUGUUUACCAAAACGUGCGAGAAAAAUGGCGGACCCGGGGCGUUGACAAUCGCAUUUGCAAAGAUAGAGAACAUCCAGCAUUGUUUGUUGAGGCUGAAUGAAUCAAUUAACGUUGACUACUCCUACAUCGAAAAGCAUCCUAAAGAAAUGCCGAAAGUCUACAUCGAAGCCUAUUGUCCCCACGUCUCGAGUCUGGAAUCCUGCGUCAACGAUUUCAAGAAAGAUAAUCCAUGCCUGGGACCCGUGGAACUUGAGAGUUUUGAAGCGUAUCGCGACUCCGCCAUUUUCUCACUAAACUUCGGCUGCGAAAAUAAAGGAGAAAACUUCAAAACGCUGAUGUACAGAGGUGGCAUAGAAUGUCUCAUGGAGACAGGGAAUGCGUCGUAUACCUGUAUGACACAAGAGUUUGGAAAUGACACGAGGGAAUAUAUGUCCGCAAUAUCUUCCACAUCUAAACGCAAGGAAUAUCCAUGGAAUGUUCUGGCCAAGGAUGAUUGCGCAAACUUGGAAAAGUUUCACAAUUGUCAUCUCAAUGCGAUUCAGCGAUGCAAGAAACCGGAAGUUACAAAUGUGAUCAAGGGUCUGUGGAAUCAAGCCAUGGUAGGGCUUCGCUGCAGGAGUUCGGCCAACUCGCAACCGACGCCGGUUAGUUUAAUCAUCAUGCUGUUUGUGACAGCUUUAACGGCGAUGCGUUUCUAAUUCACACGUGGAUCGAGUUUAAGGUAUCGAAAUAUAAACGGUAAUUGGAAAAUCAUAUUCCCACCCGCUGGUGCACUCAUUUAAGCUGACAUCAACACCUGUAUCCAAAUUAUUACGUUAAAAUAUAUUAUAUCAUUGUCGCGUAAACUAUUUAAAAUUCUAACAAU